UGAAUACAAAAAGGGCAGGCCUCCUGCGCCCUCCUUCCCACCCCCCUUCCUGCCCUGGGCGUGGAGCACCGGCCAGGUGUGGGCUUGGGUGGUUGGUUACCGCCUUUUGCACUAGCAGUAGCAAGGAAGGGGGGUGGGCGCUCUUUCUUUUUCUCUUAGAAGAGGGUUUAGCACAGGUUUUUUCGUUCUCACUUCCACACCACCUUACCGCCUCCCGACCCCCCCUUCUCCCCCUCCCCACCUAUCGUCAUGACGGCCUCUCCGGAUUACUUGGUAGUGCUUUUUGGGAUCACUGCUGGGGCCACCGGGACCAAGCUAGGCUCGGAUGAGAAAGAGCUGAUCCUGCUGUUCUGGAAAGUCGUGGAUCUGGCCAACAAGAAGGUGGGACAGUUGCACGAAGUACUAGUUAGACCGGAUCAGUUGGAACUGACGGAGGACUGCAAAGAAGAAACUAAAAUAGACGUUGAAAGCCUGUCCUCGGCGUCGCAGCUGGACCAAGCCCUCCGACAGUUUAACCAGUCAGUGAGCAAUGAACUGAAUAUUGGAGUAGGGACUUCCUUCUGUCUCUGUACCGAUGGGCAGCUUCAUGUCAGGCAAAUCCUGCAUCCUGAGGCUUCCAAGAAGAAUGUACUAUUACCUGAAUGCUUCUAUUCCUUUUUUGAUCUUCGAAAAGAAUUCAAGAAGUGUUGCCCUGGUUCACCUGAUAUUGACAAACUGGACGUUGCCGCAAUGACAGAGUAUUUAAAUUUUGAGAAGAAUAGUUCAGUCUCUCGAUAUGGAGCCUCUCAAGUUGAAGAUAUGGGGAAUAUAAUUUUAGCAAUGAUUUCAGAGCCUUAUAAUCACAGGUUUUCAGAUCCAGAGAGAGUGAAUUACAAGUUUGAAAGUGGGACUUGCAGCAAGAUGGAACUUAUUGAUGAUAACACCGUAGUCAGGGCACGAGGUUUACCAUGGCAGUCUUCAGAUCAAGAUAUUGCAAGAUUCUUCAAAGGACUCAAUAUUGCCAAGGGAGGUGCAGCACUUUGUCUGAAUGCUCAGGGUCGAAGGAACGGAGAAGCUCUGGUUAGGUUUGUAAGUGAGGAGCACCGAGACCUAGCACUACAGAGGCACAAACAUCACAUGGGGACCCGGUAUAUUGAGGUUUACAAAGCAACAGGUGAAGAUUUUCUUAAAAUUGCUGGUGGUACUUCCAAUGAGGUAGCCCAGUUUCUCUCCAAGGAAAAUCAAGUCAUUGUCCGCAUGCGGGGGCUCCCUUUCACGGCCACAGCUGAAGAAGUGGUGGCCUUCUUUGGACAGCACUGCCCUAUUACUGGGGGAAAGGAAGGCAUCCUCUUUGUCACCUACCCAGAUGGUAGGCCAACAGGGGAUGCUUUUGUCCUCUUUGCUUGUGAGGAAUAUGCACAGAACGCGUUGAGGAAGCAUAAAGACUUGUUGGGUAAAAGAUACAUUGAACUCUUCAGGAGCACAGCAGCUGAAGUUCAGCAGGUGCUGAAUCGAUUCUCCUCGGCCCCUCUCAUUCCACUUCCAACCCCUCCCAUUAUUCCAGUACUACCUCAGCAAUUUGUGCCCCCUACAAAUGUUAGAGACUGUAUACGCCUUCGAGGUCUUCCCUAUGCAGCCACAAUUGAGGACAUCCUGGAUUUCCUGGGGGAGUUCGCCACAGAUAUUCGUACUCAUGGGGUUCACAUGGUUUUGAAUCACCAGGGCCGCCCAUCAGGAGAUGCCUUUAUCCAGAUGAAGUCUGCGGACAGAGCAUUUAUGGCUGCACAGAAGUGUCAUAAAAAAAACAUGAAGGACAGAUAUGUUGAAGUCUUUCAGUGUUCAGCUGAGGAGAUGAACUUUGUGUUAAUGGGGGGCACUUUAAAUCGAAAUGGCUUAUCCCCACCGCCAUGUAAGUUACCAUGCCUGUCUCCUCCCUCCUACACAUUUCCAGCUCCUGCUGCAGUUAUUCCUACAGAAGCUGCUAUUUAUCAGCCCUCUGUGAUUUUGAAUCCACGAGCACUGCAGCCCUCCACAGCGUACUACCCAGCAGGCACUCAGCUCUUCAUGAACUACACAGCGUACUAUCCCAGCCCCCCAGGUUCGCCUAAUAGUCUUGGCUACUUCCCUACAGCUGCUAAUCUUAGCGGUGUCCCUCCACAGCCUGGCACGGUGGUCAGAAUGCAGGGCCUGGCCUACAAUACUGGAGUUAAGGAAAUUCUUAACUUCUUCCAAGGUUACCAGUAUGCAACCGAGGAUGGACUUAUACACACAAAUGACCAGGCCAGGACUCUACCCAAAGAAUGGGUUUGUAUUUAAGGGCCCCAGCAGUUAGAACAUCCUCAGAAAAGUGUUUGAAAGAUGUAUGGUGAUCUUGAAACUGCCAGACACAAGAAAACUUCUAGCAAAUUCAAGGGAAGUUUGUCUACACUCAGGCUGCAGUAUUUUCAGCAAACUUGAUUGGACAAAUGGGCCUGUGCCUUAUCUUUUGGUGGAGUGAAAAAAUUUGAGCCAGUGAAGCCAUAUCCUUACAGCAAGCAGCAUGCAGCAUACCUGGCUCUUUGCUGAUUGCAAAUAGGCAUUUAAAAUGUGAAUUUGGAAUCAGAUGUCUCCAUUACUUCCAGUUAAAAUGGCAUCAUAGGUGUUUCCUAAGUUUUAAGUCUUGGAUAAAAACUCCACCAGUGUCUACCAUCUCCACCAUGAACUCUGUUAAGGAAGCUUCAUUUUUGUAUAUUCUCGCUCUUUUCAUUUCCCUAUCUUCUGCAUAAUCAUGCCUUCUUGCUAAGUAAUUCAAGCAAAAGGUCUUGGAAUAAUAAAAUCACAAUCUUAGGAGAAAGAAUAAAAUUGUUAUUUUCCCAGUCUCUUGGUCAUGAUGAUAUCUUAUAAUUAAAAACAAAUUAAAAUAAAUUUUAAAACACCUGAAGAUAAAUUAGAAGAAAUUGUGCACCCUCCACAAAACAUACAAAGUUUAAAAAUUUGGAUCUUUUUCUCAGCAGGUAUCAGUUGUAAAUAAUGAACUAGGGGCCAAAAUGUAAAACAAAAAAUGAAGCAGCUACAUGUAGUUAGUAAUUUCUAGUUUGAACUGUAAUUGAAUAUUGUGGCUUCAUAUGUAUUAUUUUAUAUUGUACUUUUUUCAUUAUUGAUGGUUUGGACUUUAAUAAGAGAAAUUCCAUAGUUUUUAAUAUCCCAGAAGUGAGACAAUUUGAACAGUGUAUUCUAGAAAACAAUACACGAACUGAACAGAAGUGAAUGCUUAUAUAUAUUAUGAUAGCCUUAAACCUUUUUCUCUAAUGCCUUAACUGUCAAAUAAUUAUAACCUUUUAAAGCAUAGGACUGUAGUCAGCAUGCUAGACUCAGAGGUAAACACUGAUGCAGUUAGAACAGGUACUGAUGCUGUCAGUGUUUAACACUAUGUUUAGCUGUGUUUAUGCUAUAAAAGUGCAAUAUUAGACACUAGCUAGUACUGCUGCCUCAUGUAACUCCAAAGAAAACAGGAUUUCAUUAAGUGCAUUGAAUGUGGAUAUUUCUUUAAGUUACUCAUAUUGUCCUUUGCUUGAAUGCAAUGCCAUGUAGAUUUAUGUGGUUUUUAUUUUCUGUGCAUUACUUUAACACCUUAAAGGGAGAAGCAAAUAUUUCCUUCUUCAGCUGACCAGCAAUGGCCCUUUAACUGCAAUAGGAAGAAAAAAAAAGGUUUGUGUGAAAAUUGGUAAUAACUGGCACUUGAGAUCAAAAAGAAAUUUCUGUAUACUUGAUGCCUUAAGAUGCCCAAAGCUGUCCAAAGCUCUGAAAGACUUUAAGAUAGGCAGUGAUGCUUACUACAAUACUACUGAGUUUUUGUAGAGUUAACAUUUGAUAAUAAAAUUUGUCUGUUUAAUCUCAA
Molecule: messenger RNA, 3856 nt
Organism: Symphalangus syndactylus (siamang)
Lineage: Eukaryota; Metazoa; Chordata; Mammalia; Primates; Hylobatidae
Gene: ESRP1
Product: epithelial splicing regulatory protein 1
Molecular function (GO): RNA binding
Source: RefSeq, a predicted model, not a curated record